AAAAAUGUUUAUAUGGUAUACCGGCAAAAUAAUAUUUAAGUUAAGCCGAAAACUAAUCAUUGAAUCAUUUGGUUACCGUACUCCUCCAAACAACCUCGCUGCCUCUCGUCCACUGAAGCCCCACAACACGGCCAAAGCUUUUCACCGGCCCGGAUCGGCGUCGUUGCGGGUUGCCCUGCUGACUCGUGUACCGGUACUUGGCUGCCGGCUGCUACUUCGAAGAGGAAGAGAUAUUCGCUACUUUUUCUUCUUCUUCAGGGUAGACAUGUGUCCUUCACACUUGAAGAUAACCAUGUAGCCAGGAGGGGGCGGUUGAGUGUGUGGCAAGCAUUUACAAUGACGUCGUACAGACAGCUGCAGAGUGAUGAUGUCAGUGAUCAGUUUGAUCUGGAUUCCCAGCCAGAUGCAUUCAAACCUCGAGGAGAAGUGGAGGUACAGAUUGAACCAACCAGAGCCCGGACUAAAUCACGGGUCCGUCUCCCAAACACAAGCUGUACAAAGAAUAAAGUGAUCACUGUUUUAGUUGUCAUGCUCUUGAUACUGGUUCUUGUUGCAUCUCUUACUAUCUAUGAACUGGAUAAACAUGGUGUUCAGUGCCACAAUGAAGCACAGGAAAACAAAGCAACAACUAAUCUAACAACAGAGCCACCUACUACAGCAUCAACAUCUACGACGACUAAAGUAGCAACACCAGCUACCACGCAAGCAGUUGCAACAAAUGGUGAAACUUUUCCUUGGUCUGACAUCCGAUUACCCUCAUCUGCUAUUCCCUUUGAAUAUGCCAUAUUCUUACAUCCUAACCUUUCAAGCUUCGAAGUACAGGGCAAUGUUUCCAUACACUUCAACACAAAAGAAGAGGUAUCUUUCAUUAUCCUUCAUGCGAAAGACAUGGAUAUCCUUAAACCAGAAUCCAUAGAGUUAGUUGAUCAUCUUGAGCCAAGUGUAGAUGUUAAAAAGCUGCUCAUCAACAAGAAACAUGAUCAGAUAUCUAUUGAAUUUGAGAAACCUAUAGGAAAAGAUGUGCACUGUAUCUUGACAUUGGAAUUCAACUACACCUUAGCUGAGGGAUUGGAUGGAUUCUACAGGAGCUCCUAUAAAAAGAAAGGACAAUUAGUGACGAUGGCUUCAACACAAUUUGAGCCUACUUCAGCUCGGCAGGCUUUUCCAUGCUUUGAUGAGCCGUCUAUGAAAGCCAAUUUUUCCUUGAAGAUGGUCCAUGAUGAGGAUCAUAUCACACUCUUUAACAUGCCUGCACAAAAUACGAAUGAACAAUACAAGGGAACACUUUUCUUGGAUACAUACCAAACUACUGUUCCUAUGAGUACAUAUCUGGUAGCGUUUGUUGUAUGUGACUUCACCAGCAUUGAAGAUGUCACUAGUAGUGGCACUCAAGUUGCGAUGUAUGCUCCUGUUGAUCAGAUCAGCCAAGCAAACUUGGCUCUAGAAGUCGUCAACAAGACUAUUCCAUUCUAUGAAGAGUUCUUUGACAUAGCAUACCCUCUACCCAAACAAGAUAUGAUAGCAAUUCCAGAUUUUUCAGCAGGAGCAAUGGAGAACUGGGGAUUAAUCACAUACCGAGGAUCAUCAGUUCUUUAUAAACCCAAUGUCACAUCUACACCACAAGAAACAUGGAUAGUUGUUACUAUUACUCAUGAAUUGGCACAUCAGUGGUUUGGUAAUUUAGUUACAAUGGAAUGGUGGAAUGAUCUGUGGCUCAAUGAAGGAUUUGCCUCAUUUGUAGAAUACAUCGGAGCAGAUCAUUUUAGACCUGAAUGGCACAUGCUGGAUAAGUUCAUCAUAGAAACCACCCAUGCAGCAAUGGCCAAAGAUCAGAAAGCUUAUUCACAUCCUAUCAGAGUAACAGUCCAUGAUACUGCUCAAAUCAGUGAAAUAUUUGAUUCCAUCUCGUAUAGUAAGGGUUCUACUAUGUUGAAAAUGUUACAGAGCUUUUUAAUGCAUGGUGACCAGGACAUCAUGAUGCUUGGAAUCCAGCGUUAUCUCAAGCAAUAUCAAUUCAAAAAUGCUGUGACCUCUGACCUCUGGAAUGCCAUAUCAACGGUUGCCACGGAGAAAGGUCAUAAUGUGAAUGUUAGUGCUAUGAUGGAUACAUGGACACUUCAGAUGGGAUUCCCAGUUAUCAAUGUGACCAAGACAGGCUCUGUAACUCAACAAAGAUUUCUCAUUUUCCCUGAAGGAAAGGCCUCGGAUGAGUUCUCUACACAGUUUGGAUACAAGUGGACUAUUCCUGUUACAUAUUACACUGAUACUAACCCUGAAACCAAGACUGUUGUUAUGAAUCAUGAUCAAGCAAGUGUGAAUCUGGAUGUAGCAGGCGCUCGUAAGUGGUUCAAAGUUAAUAGCAAGCAAUCUGGGAUGUACCGUGUGAACUAUGACAAAUCAACCUGGAAAGCUCUAAGUGAUCAACUUGUGACUGAUCAUACUGUGUUUGGUGCUGCUGAUAGAGCUCAUUUAAUUGAUGAUGUAUUCAGUCUAGCUUGGGCUGGAUAUGUGAACUACAGCAUUGCCCUUGAUCUGUCACGGUAUCUUGUCACUGAGUCUGCAUAUGUUCCUAUACAAUCAGCCCUUGAUUCAUUGUCUUCUGUAGGAAACUUGCUCUAUGGGACUGAAGGAUAUUAUUACUACAAGAAAUAUGUGCUCAAUUUAUUUCGUGAUCGUGUUAAUGCUCUUGGAAAAGAAGAUACAGGAGAACAUCUUGACAGGUUGGCACGGAAGACUCUCCUGAGUGCAUUCAGACAUCUGGGUGAUAAAGAUACUUUAAAUUGGGCUUACAGAGAAUACCAGAAAUGGAUGGAAUCUGGCUCAACUACUGUAGGAGUAAACUUACAUCAUACUGUUCAGUGUGGAGGAGUACAAAAAGGUGGAAUUGAUGAAUGGGAAUAUGCUUGGAAUAAAUACCAGAAUACAAGCUCUCCAACAGAGAAAUCUAUUCUUCAGAAUGCCUUAGCAUGCUCACAGGACAUGGAUAUACUAAGCAGGUACCUGAUCUUUGCACUGAAUACUAGUAAGAUUCGUCAACAGGAUUCUGAUUCAGUGAUCUCAGAUGUUGCUUACCAACGAUCAGGGUCAUAUUUGGCUCUCAAUUAUGUCAUUGACCAUUGGGACCAAAUUCAGAAAUCAAUUGGUACGCAACCAUUUGUGAUGGAAAGUCUCAUUACUGACACAACCUGGUGGAUAUCUACACAGACUAAUUAUGAUUUGGUGUCUAGAUUCUUUUCUAGUGUUAAAGCUUUAACAGCUCAGCGUACCUUGAAACAGGCCCUCGAAGAUAUAUUGAUGAGAAUCUCAUGGAGGAAGAAGUAUGAAAAACAAGUCACUCUCUGGUUCAAGGAAGCCACUAAUCAAAGAUCAUAGUCAAAGUUGGAGACUUAACGAUAGAGCUGAGGUAUAAUGUAUUUACACAUUCUGUUCCAUCAUAUGAUUUUAAAAUAUCUCAGAAAUCUGGAGGUACUUCAAUUACAAUGUGACAAAAAAAAUUCACCAUUUUGGUUUAAUCUUUUUUGCCAUCAUCGAUGGUAGUUGUUGCUUGCACUUGUUUUAUUGAUCAUGUGACAUGUGAUUUGCUUAAGCUUUGGUGACGAGCAGUCUUCUAGAAGUUCAAAUUUAAGAAAAACAGACAUUAUUUGUCAGCACUACAAAAUCUAAGCUGAACAAAUUUAAUUACAUUGUCUUGGCUUAAUGAAUAAAAACAAAUUUUGGAGAUAAAUGAAGGGUAUGACUAAGGAUGAUUAGGUAUUAAAACCUCAUUUUUUACUACACAAUGUACUUUAGAUUACCAGCAACCAGGUAUUAUAUAUUUUCUCAUUAGUAAGUCAGAUAGCUGAGAGAAGAAGAUAAGAAGAGGCAAGCAAACAGGAGAGAGGAAAUUGUGGUCUACAACAUUAGUGUCAAAAUAUGAGCUUGAUACAAAAUAUGUUAGUAUUUCUUUAUUCUCUGAUAUUUAUUCAUGGGCUUGUCAUAAUCCAAUUGUAUAUGUAAGAAUAGCUUUAUGAAACUACCUCCACCCAUGAUUUCCUAUUUCAUCUGACAUAUUUUGUUCUUAUGUUCUAGCUCCAUGAAGUGUUAUUUUUAACAAAGUGGAUAGUAUUCUGAUGAUUUAACUUAGGUUAUUCCAGACUUAACAAAAACUUUAACAUAUUGAUCUGACUUCUUCAAUUUUCCUGAAAGAGACAAUGAAUCAAAUAAUUCAUUGAAAUGGUACCCACAUAUUAUUAUUGAUUAAACUUAUUUGAUAUUGCAUUUUUUAACAUCUUUUCCCUGCUGGCUUUAAAUAAUUUGUACUUGAGUAACUUACACUCCUUUAGAGUAUGGUUCAAGUUAACAUGUGGUUAACUGAACCAUUUAUACUAUCAGAUAUAAGAUUGCUCUUUCCAUCAUCAGUAAGGUGUCUUGUCAAUUACAAGAUUAUUUAAUCAUAACAAGGAAAGAAAAAAAAUACCUGUUUCCAAAUCACACAACUUUGUUGUAACAAAAUUGAUUUUGUAAUAAUAAUUGUAAUUUGAAUAACUUCAUUGUGGAAAAAAAAUUAUGCAUGGGGAAUCACACUAAUGGACAAGCAUGCAACUUUCAAAACAUAUCUCAAGUGUCAGUUAGAAAUAUUAGUGAUUUGAUGAAUGUUAAGGCACUCUUAAUGUAUAAUGUAUUCUUUGACCCUCUCGCACUUCUCCUGCCAGCCACUAUUAAUAUUUUUUUCUACAGGUCAGUAAGCUUCAAAUAUACCUUUUCCUCACAAGUGAAAACUCCUCAUAGUGGAUAUUCUCUCUGUUUAUACCAUUUUAUUGCCAGUAAGGUAGAAGAAAACACAUGUAAUGACACCUAGGCCCUCAAAUAUACCCCAUUCAAUAAGGUGUCAUUAAAUUUUGAAACUUGGUUUGAUUGAUUUUGGAUUUAUUUUGCCAAUGUGAUGAAUGAUAUUGAUAAUGCUGCCUUGUUUUUAUGAUAAAUAUACAAGCAAUCAUGUCCUCUCAACUUGUUUACUGUAUGAUACAUAUCUCAUUACAUCCUAUCAAACAAGAAGCAUUUUUACAGGUUAAUCUAGUUCACCUGUAGGGUACUAGAACCCUGCAACCACAUACAUGAUAUUAAGACAGACAUUUAUUGUACAGCAAAUCCAUUCUGAGGGAAAUCAACUAGUUAGCGAGUCUUUACAUGAUCAUGUAUGGUCAAUUACAGCUAUGUUAUUUUUAAGUUUGUUGUAUUAAGACCAGUAGUCAUUGUCAGUUGAAAUAAUAGUGUUUCAUCCAACUACGGUAUAAACUUUUCUCAUACAUUCCCAUAUUUCAUGCUAAUAAGUAACUUCUUUCAAAGGAAAUUCAUACAUUCCAUAUGAUAACCAUUUGUUUUAUCUAUUUUUAUUUAUUUAUUAUAUAUAUUUUUUUAUAUUAUUACAACAAGGGUUUCUAUAGCAGCCAGAAAGCCGAUUUGCAUAACCCUUUGCAAAAAUUUACAUAAAAAUACAUUCAACAUCAAAUCAAAAAGCUCAAUUUACAUGAAUUCUACAUCAUAACAAACAACAAAACUCAUAGAAAUGUUGUUUAUCAUGUUGGGGACGUAUGUGUUGAAUUAUGACAUGCGGCCAAAUAACAUAAAAACAAUAAGUUCUGAAUAAACCAGAAAGUAGCAAUGGAAGGAGGGAAAAAAAAACAAAAUGUGAGACUGAGAAAAAGAGGAUGAGAGAACGAGGAGGAAGGGUGGGAAGAUCGGGGGCAAGAGAGAGAGUGUGUGUGUGUAACAAUAAACGUCUCUACUAUCAUACCAUAGAGCUAUUAAUAGCUCUAUGAUCAUACCUUGAUCAUGGAAGAUUUGAAAGGAUCAGUAUAAGACGUACAUUAUUGGAGUUAAGCGGAUGCUAUGAAAUGAAGCAUACAAUACAUAAAGACGUUCAUAAUAUCAUAAUAUAAUUUAACAUAGAUACUGAUAGUACAUGCAUUGAGAGAUAAAAUUGUAUUUUAAAGUUGUAGAAAAUACUAACAGAUUAAUUCAAAAUUCACAUCUUAAUGGCAAGAUUCGUUUUUCUUUCCAGUAUUAACAUGAUUCAAAUAAUGAAAAGAUGAGUUCAUCAUCAUAAGUUUUUUUAAACAGAGCAAAGGAAAGGGAGAAGAAAAGACAAUAGAAUAGGAAUUAGAAAAAUAUGGAUAUUGAGCGAAAGUCAAAGAGAGAGAGAGACUAGGUAGAAGGAGAAAAGUAAAGAGAUGAACCGAGGUAGGAAAGUAAGACGGAGGGCAUAAAGAGAGAUUGCUAGUCACGACAGAGGGACAUGCUAAUAUUCAUUGAUUGUACUUCCUAAUAAAAUUUGACAUUUACUAAACAACAACAUUUUCUAAACAGUGUUU
Lytechinus variegatus (green sea urchin) is the source of this 6350-nucleotide messenger RNA. RefSeq names its product glutamyl aminopeptidase-like. The record is from RefSeq and is a predicted model, not a curated record. Gene Ontology annotation, molecular function: metalloaminopeptidase activity; peptide binding; zinc ion binding. The transcript is spliced from 19 exons. Gene Ontology annotation, cellular component: cytoplasm. NCBI's taxonomy places the organism in Eukaryota, Metazoa, Echinodermata, Echinoidea, Temnopleuroida, Toxopneustidae. Bases 337 to 3372 code for a protein of 1011 amino acids. Gene Ontology annotation, biological process: proteolysis; peptide catabolic process.